Molecule: messenger RNA, 2978 nt
Organism: Caenorhabditis auriculariae
Lineage: Eukaryota; Metazoa; Nematoda; Chromadorea; Rhabditida; Rhabditidae
Source: the annotation of a GenBank genome assembly
AUGCUUCUGACGGUGAUUCUAGUCGUUUCUAUCGCUUCUGGAGCCACGGCGUCUGGCGAAACCUGCGCGGCUGAGAGUGGACGUCAGUUUUUUACUUUUUUUGGUUAGGAAAAGUUGGAAAUUUCAACUUAUUGAUGAUAUUUUGUGCUAGAGAAAACGAUAUUUUCAAGAAAAGGUCUUUAUGAAGGUCCUUGGGACACUGCGGUCCUCAUAGAAGAGAAAAUUUCCUAGAAAAAUCAAAAUAAUGACGUUUUUUCGAGUAAGACACUUUGCAAUCUACUUUAAAAACUUGAAGUUUCAAAAAAAGGUCUCAAUGAGUUCCUAAUAUUUUUUUUAAAUCUUGAGAUCUACAGAGAGGACCAUGAAAUCAAAAACAGUCAUAAUAAAACUUUAUUUUUAAUCAAAAACUCUUGGCCGGUCUUUCCUUUGAAAAAGAAUAUAAAAAGAUUUUCCUCAUAGAAAACCACAAUUUCUAGAAAAGGCCCUAAUCAAGACCUUAUAUCAAUUAAAAAUAAAUAACUCCUGAACCCAUUUUUUUCAAAAAUAACAUAAAAAAAAAUCAAAAGUUGAUAAGCACAGAGCUAACUUGCUAGUGAAAAAAAGCUUGGAUUUGGAUCGAUUUCCAAAUUUUCUUUUCGAAACGUUUUUUUAGGCUCAAAAAUUACAAAAAAACAUUUUUUUGUCAUAUUUUUUUGAAAAAAAGUUAUGUUUUGAUUUUUUUGAAGUUUAAACGUAGUCAAUAGCCAAUAGAAAAAGUCUCGAAAGUGCUAAAUUUCUCGUUAAAAGUUGAAAAAUGCAAAAAUGGAGAAAAUCUCGUUUAUGAAGUGAGAAAAUGAACUCAAAAACGACUCAUAUCAGUCAUUUUUACUAUAAAUUUGUCUUUUUACGCCUGAAUCUUCCUUCUAAACCUUUCUUGAUCAGAUAUAUCCGAACCUAAAGAACUGGUAGCGAGUUUCAGGCUUCUAAAUUUACGUGAAACAAAAAAACAGAGAUUUCCGGUUCAGCCUGCCUUUCCCUGGCUGUCGACUCCACCAACACGGUGUACAUUUGCCCGGACGGACAGGCCUGCCUGAACAACGCGACUUGCUGCAACUUCGCCAACAUCCAGGUCGCCGGCGCCGCCACCACGACGUUGGCGCCAACGACGCCGGGUGGCGCCGCCUGCGUCGAUCUCCUCAACCCGUCGACGGGUGUCUCCGACUGUCCCCACAUGGCUGCCUAUUGCAACAACGCCGUUUAUUUUGACCUCAUGACUCAGGUUGGAGAGCUCAAAUCUUCCAGAGAGCUACAGUAUCUUUCGCGACGAUGUUUUAUCACGCGGUACAAUGAUCCUUUAAUAGCGCUAGUUAUUUUUGUUUUACCAGUUUCAAAAAAAUCAAAAAAUCCGUGGCUACAGUAUCUUUCGCGCCGAUGUUUUACGGGACGAUGAUUCUCAAGAAAAAAAAAUUGGGUUGUGAGAAAGUUAGGAAAAAAUAGCCGCGACAAGUUCGCUCCAUUGCUAAUUGUCAUGUACUUAGUUGUCUGACAUGGGGCGCUUAAAGAUUGCAGCAACUCUUUCUCUGCCACACACUAUUUCGUCGUUGUCUAGCGGCGAGAAAACAACGAAAUAGUUUUGGUCAGAGAAAGAGUAGUGGCCAUCUUUAUGCGCCCCAUGUCAGAGUGUUUUAAAAGCAAAAAGUUACUGUUUUUUCCAAGGAUUUUUCGAAUCAAUCAAAUCAUUUAUUUUGUUGUUCUAGUCAUAGAUAUAAUCGACUAGACGGUGAACAAGGACUUUAAAAGCUAUAACGAACAACCGCCUUUGGCGAACUAGAAGUCCAACUGUGUAGUCGAAUGAGUUGAAAGCAUGGUCUUACGGUCCUUCGCAUCGUCCUUCUGCGCGUAGUCCAUUCAGUUGCGCCUUGACGAGCUCAGACCACAGUGGAUGUUGUGCUGGAGUCCGGAGACCGUGCUCCAUGUGGAAGCCUCGGAAUGGGAACGACCACUUCGAGUCACGAUUUUACUCUGGCUGAAUUUGGUUUUGUUCCAAUAGAUGCAGUAACACUUUCCGACCCAAUUUUUCCCUUUUUAUAAUAAUUGAGAAACAUAUAAGUACCUUUACCAAUUUCGGAAUUCCAGCAAUGUCCCAAGACGUGCAACCGCUGUGCCGGUGGCAACGGCGGCGGCAGUCCCGUUAAUCCGCCUCGUUAGUUUUUCUUUUUUUGACUAGAUAUAACCUUAAGAAGCUUUAUCAGCUUCAAAUUUUCAUUUACUUUCGGCCAAGAAAUUGAAACAGAAUUUUAAAAAUUCAAAACUCCAGUUUUAAUGGUCCGAUUCGGGUAAAAUCAAACUUUUCCGAGCUGUUCAGAGCGUCUUUUCCAUACCAGUGUACGAUUUGACCUCAAAAAGCCUUAUCAGCCUUAGAAAAACGCAAUUUUUUAUCAAUUUUAUGCCGAAAAAUUGAAAAAUCAAAAAAUCCCCAGUUUUUAACUCCUUUACUACAAAAUGGAUCCAAAUUCUUAAAUUGUAGCCUAAAAAACUGGCAAAUUCACAAAAGUCUUGCCAAAACCCAUGCGAAACUAAUUCUGAAGAUUAAUAACUGAAAAAAAAUGCUUAGGAAUAAAAUGUUUGACUUUGCUUAAUUUUCUCAAAUUUCAAACAAUUUUGGGUUGUCCCUUUUCUACAAAAUGGAUUAAAAUAUUUCAAUUUUGGCAAAAAAAAAAUUCACAAUUGUCGAUCUGAAAAUUUCGGAAUCUUUUAUUCAAGGUUAGCUCCCGAAUAAGAUCAAUCAGUAACAGUGAAGUGAUUUUAGGAUCAAAUUACUGAUUUCUGUUUUUUCUCAUUUCUAAAGAAAUAUUCCGAAAACAGAAGUCAACUGCGUCGACAAACUGAACCCGUCAACUGGAGUGUCGGACUGCCCCAAGUCGGCCUACCUUUGCCAAAACGCCGUCUACUUGACGCUCAUGAAGGACCAGUGCCCCAAAACUUGUGGAUAUUGCUAG